CUACCUGUCUCGCAUAACUCUCCACUAACCUCCUCGCUCACGCUCUCUUCACAAGAGAGAAGUAAAGAAUGUUGCUCAAUCCAACCUUCUCCGAAUCGCUCUCGGAUUGACUCCGCCCUCAAAAAUCUCGCGACUGACACGUUUGACAUUCUCUCAGAAAAAAAAAAAAACUCCGCUUUUGUGGUCGAGGUCGUCAGAAACCUCUCGGGUUUCCUCGCUUUUCCCAGAGCUGCGAGGAGUUGUCGCCUCUCGAGUGUCGACUAUGCUGGACCCGUCCUCCAGCGAUGAAUCUGAGGGCGAACUACCACCUGAGGACGAACCGCCCGUUAAAACCGGGAAACCUGUUAAAAAGAGUCCCAAACCUGAAAAGACAUCGGACGCACCGCGAACCCAAACCAAGGAACCGGUACCUUCUCCCGCCGAUGCGGACAAAACCGAGCAGGAGAGACUUAAGAAAGAAGAAGCGGAGAGGAAAAUUAAACUACAAAUGUAUGUGUUUGUGUUGAGAUGUAUCGCGUAUCCGUUUAACGCCAAACAGCCCACAGAUAUGGCUCGCCGCCAGCAGAAGCUGAACAAGCAGCAGUUGCAGGUGGUGAAGGAGCGUUUCCAGGCCUUCUUGAAAGGAGAGACGCAGAUCGUCGCAGAUGAGGCUUUCUGCAACGCUGUGCGCAGUUACUAUGAGGGCUUCUUGAAGAGCGAGCGAGUGGCACGCAUGGUACAGAGCGGAGGCUGUUCUGCCAGUGACUUCCGCGAGGUCUUCAAGAAGAACAUCGAGCGUCGUGUGCGCAGCCUGCCCGAGAUCGACGGCCUGAGCAAAGAGACUGUCCUCAGCUCCUGGAUCACUAAAUACGACGCCAUCUACAAAGGAGAAGAGGACCAGCGGCGGCCGCAGGGACGCAUGCCCUUCAGCGCUGUAUCCGAACUCAUCCUCAGCAAAGAACAGCUGUAUGAGAUGUUCCAGCAGAUCCUGGGAAUCAAGAAGUUUGAACAUCAGCUGCUCUACAAUGCCCUGCAG
Sinocyclocheilus anshuiensis is the source of this 1015-nucleotide messenger RNA. RefSeq names its product calcium-dependent secretion activator 2-like. Gene Ontology annotation, biological process: dense core granule exocytosis; positive regulation of exocytosis; synaptic vesicle exocytosis. The transcript is spliced from 3 exons. Gene Ontology annotation, cellular component: glutamatergic synapse. The annotation marks the transcript as partial. Lineage: Eukaryota; Metazoa; Chordata; Actinopteri; Cypriniformes; Cyprinidae. The record is from RefSeq and is a predicted model, not a curated record.